Gavia stellata (red-throated loon) is the source of this 2040-nucleotide messenger RNA. RefSeq names its product antigen WC1.1-like. The coding region runs from base 1 to 2040 and encodes 679 amino acids. The record is from RefSeq and is a predicted model, not a curated record. Gene Ontology annotation, cellular component: membrane. The transcript is spliced from 11 exons. Lineage: Eukaryota; Metazoa; Chordata; Aves; Gaviiformes; Gaviidae.
AUGUCCCUGCGGCUGGUGGGUGGAGGGAGCCGGUGCGACGGACGAGUGGAGAUCUUCCAGCACGGGACGUGGGGCAGAGUCCUGGAUGAGCAGUGGGACGUGCAGGAGGCCAGCGUGGUGUGCCGGCAACUGCAGUGCGGAGAGGCAGAGACAGCCUACAAUCCCCCGAAGGCUGAGAGAGGGACGGGUCCCGUGGGGCUGCGAGGGGUCCGGUGUGCAGGGCACGAGGCCAACCUGACCCUCUGCAACACCUCCCUGCCUGCGAGUGCACCAGGAGCAGGGAUUGCAGAGGACGUGGGGGUCGUUUGCUGGGGGAGCCGGCAGGUCCGGCUGGUGAAUGCAACUGGGCGCUGUGCGGGAAGAGUGGAGAUCUACUACCAGGGCAGCUGGGGGACCAUCUGUGAUGAUGGCUGGGACCUGUCUGAUGCCGCAGUCGUUUGCCACCAGCUGGGCUGCGGAGGGGCGGUGGAGGCAGUUGGCUCUGCUAAGUUCGGGGAAGGCUCUGGUCAGAUCUGGCUGGAUGGUGUGAACUGCUCCGGGGCCGAAGCUACCCUCUGGGACUGCCCGGCAGGGUCCUGGGGGCAGCACGACUGCGGGCACAAGGAGGACGCAGGAGUCGUCUGCUCAGAGUUUGUGGCCCUGAGGUUGGAGAACAGCAGCAGCUGCUCCGGGCGCCUGCAGGUUUUCUACAACGGGACGUGGGGGAGCGUUUGCUCCAACUCAAUGACUCCCGAAACUUGGUCGCUGGCAUGCAAAGAGUUGGGCUGCGGGGAUGGAGGGUACCUGGCUACACCCCCGCUCUACCACAACUUCUCUGGUCCCACCUGGUUGGAUCGUGUGGAGUGUGGGGAGAGAAACAGCUCCUUCUGGCAAUGUCCCUCCGCUCCCUGGCACCCGCAGUCAUGCGAUGACCUGCGAGAUGAGACCCACAUCACCUGCAAUGGGAGACGGCCAGAAACACCCCCGGCCCUAGGGACCCUGUGCCCAAACUCCACAAGCUGCACAGACAGGGAGAAGAUUCGUGCCGUGGGAGGCAAGAACGGCUGCUCAGGCAGAGUGGAGAUCUGGCACCGCGGCUCCUGGGGGACGGUGUGCGACGACUCCUGGGACAUGCGGGAUGCCGAGGUGGCAUGCAGGCAGCUGGGCUGUGGCCCCGCAGUGUCUGCUCUGAAUGAGGCUGCAUUUGGGGAGGGGACAGGCCCCAUCUGGCUGGAGCAGGUGGAGUGCCGGGGGACAGAGCCGUCUCUGCAGGACUGCUGGGCCCGGCCUGGGGACAGCGGUGCCUGCCGGCAUAAGGAGGAUGCUGCUGAGAACUGCUCAGAUCCCACGCGGGGCCGUCCGACCGGCAGCAGGAGUGUCUCAUUGCCCGUCAUCAUCUGCAUCAUCCUGGGAGCCCUUCUCUGCCUGCUCCUGGCCCUCCUGGCAGGGCAAGUGCGAAGCGCCAGGGCUGGGCGCAGAGGCUCCGAGAGAGCUUGGGAGCCCUUCCCUGAGGCCGUCUAUGAGGAGAUUGGUUACAGCCCAGCUUUGGAGAAGCAGGCAAGGUUCAGCGGCUCAGGCUCCUAUUCAGAGGGGUCCCUGACCAAGCUGCAGCCCUACCCUGGGGACAGCAAGGAGGAGGAUGGUCCAGGGUCAGCACCAGACAUCCCUGUCCUGGCUGGAGGUGACCCAGUGGAUGGCUACGAUGAUGCCAGGGAGGCUUCUGACCCUGGGGAGGAUCCUGCCCCUGGGCAGGAAGGCUGGGAAAUGCCCAGGGCACCAGAGGAGGGAGCAGGGCCCAGGGGUGCACCUGGAGUACCCACCUGGGGUGGCUUGAGUUCGCAGCAAUCCAGGACGUUUGUGGAGACCAUUGAUGAUAAAAUCCUCAUCCAAGUGACAGAGGAGACAAUGAGAUGUGUUUUGCUGGACCUUCUCCUCACCAACAAGGAGGUGCUUUUUGGGGAUCUGAAGGUCAAAGGUGGCCUUGUGACCAUGAGAUGGGGCUGUAGUGACCACGAGAUGGUGGAGUUUAGGAUCCUGAGGGGAGGGUGGAAGGUCCCUUAG